CUGGCGAUUUGAGGAGUGAAGCGGCAUUUGGAGGCAAAACGGUGAGAUUUUUCACAUUUCUCUGGUUUUCCACGAUUUUCCUCUGAUUUACAAGCAUGGGGGAGAAUAAUGAGUUCAAGAUCAAAGAGCUCAUCUACGAGAAUUACGCAAAAUCAGCGAAAAGGGAGUUAAUGCAGGAUCUCAGCAAGGUUGUCGACGGAUUGAGCCCCAGCGUCUUCCAGCCAAUGACGGAAGUUUUUCUGGAGGAUCCCAACGAUGCAGUGGAUGUUGAGGAUUUUAAUGCUCAGUUCAGGAAGUUUGCACAGAAGAGCGUUUUGAGUGAGUUCGAUCAGAUGUGGGAAGAGGCGGAAUUCACUGAGACUUUGGCAGGUCUGGAGUGUCUGCGAAAGGAGGCCCCAGAUAAAGCGGGUGUACAAUGGAGACCCACGGGCAAGACGCCUCAGGAGCAGCUUCGUCCGUUUGUAAUGAAAACUCUACAGAAGAAGUUCGAAUAUCUGAACAUGCAGCUGCAAUUCCAAGACACCCAGCUUAAGGAAUGCGUCCCAAAGCUCAUGGAGAUUCAAGAAAGUCUGGAGACGCUGAAGACUAAUCGGUCUGUCCUCACUGAUCUCAUGAAAGUUCACCAGAGUCAAACUCAGGAGUCCACAGAGUUGCAGAAGUUAUCGGAUAAAGUUGAUGAUUUAUUGGACAGAAUUCGAGAAUAAUAAUGGUUUAUUUGAUUGUCUAUAAUAUACAUUGAAUUUCUUUUGUCUCCAUUAUAUACAGUAACAAACGGGGAAAAGAGUUUUUAGUUAUAUCGUUCAAACAAGUUGAUCUCUUGUAGUUUUUUGAUCGAUUAGCACCAUGUCGUUGUGAAGAGAGAUUUUUGGGUGUUAAGACAGUGAGGAGGAUCUGUUAAUAAUGCU
This is a messenger RNA of Phlebotomus argentipes, 905 nucleotides long. RefSeq lists its product as uncharacterized. The coding region runs from base 96 to 704 and encodes 202 amino acids. The transcript is spliced from 3 exons. The record is from RefSeq and is a predicted model, not a curated record. Gene Ontology annotation, cellular component: MIS12/MIND type complex. Lineage: Eukaryota; Metazoa; Arthropoda; Insecta; Diptera; Psychodidae.